AUGCCCAGUGACAAUCGAGUUAUUUGUAUCUGCGGAAGAAGAGCGAACGCAGCUCUCAUACAUCUAUUAGUCGCCAAAAUUUGCCGAAAGACUCACCGACUUGGACUUGUAGGAGAGAAGAUGGAUAGACACAGUCCUUGCAUAACACGCACCAGAGACACUGUGUGGAAUCGAUGGCAAUAG
This is a messenger RNA of Heterobasidion irregulare TC 32-1, 183 nucleotides long. RefSeq lists its product as uncharacterized. The coding region runs from base 1 to 183 and encodes 60 amino acids. NCBI's taxonomy places the organism in Eukaryota, Fungi, Basidiomycota, Agaricomycetes, Russulales, Bondarzewiaceae. The transcript is spliced from 2 exons. The record is from RefSeq and is a predicted model, not a curated record.